Cuscuta epithymum is the source of this 1769-nucleotide messenger RNA. NCBI's taxonomy places the organism in Eukaryota, Viridiplantae, Streptophyta, Magnoliopsida, Solanales, Convolvulaceae. The record is from the annotation of a GenBank genome assembly.
UUUGUUUCCAUUUUUCAUUUUAUAUUGGAAUGAAUUGAUGACAAAAGAUAUAUAAGGAUAUAUACACUACCAGGUAUAUGUGUUCGGUGUCAUUAUGGCAUUGAAGAUUAUAUUCUUUAUUUUAGGAGUGAAUAUAUUUGUAUGUGUAACUCCAAUUAUUAUAGUAUCUAUACAAUUGGCUAUUAUAAAUAGCAUUUAGAUUCUUGGCAUUAGGCUCACACAAAUUAAGCCGGCUGCCUAGCUUGAAACAUACGUACUAUAACUCACUCUUUUCUUAGUUUCUUCUUUCCGGAGCUGAUAAAUUUGCCAUGGCGGCUAAGCUCCUACUCCGCCGCUUCUCACUUGUUGUGCUUAUUAUUGUCUCCGUUCUCCCCCGUCCCAACUUCGCCGACGACCAUUUGUCGGAGAUUUUCUACUGCCCGACAUGCCCGAAGGCGCUUUCCAUCAUCAAGGCCGCCGUCGUCAAAGCCGUGAAGGCGGAGGCUCGGAUGGGGGCGUCUUUGCUUCGCCUCCAUUUCCAUGACUGCUUCGUCAAUGGAUGUGACGCUUCAAUAUUACUAGAUGAUACGCCAAAUUUCAUCGGAGAGCAAACGGCGGCGCCGAAUAACAACUCAAUCAGAGGACUGAACAUUAUAGACGAUAUUAAAGCUGAGCUGGAGAAAGCUUGCCCUAAUACCGUCUCCUGUGCUGAUAUUGUUGCCGUUGCAGCCAGAGAUGGCGUUGUUGCCCUAGGGGGGCCUAGCUGGAAUCUUUCCCUAGGCAGAAGGGACUCAACCACGGCAAGUCAAGCAGCAGCUAAUCGGGAUGUUCCUGCACCGACACUUUCUCUCAAUCAGCUCCAAUCUCUCUUCUCCAGAAAGGGAUUUAGCGCCAGGGAGUUGGUUGUACUCUCAGGAGGUCACACGAUAGGAAAGGCGAGGUGCGCCACAUUUCGAAACCGGAUCUACAACGACAAAGAUAUCAAUGCCGCAUUUGCAACAUCGUUACAAGCCAAAUGCCCCAAAACUGGAGGUGACAACAACCUCGUCCAAAUGGACCCCACUCCCACCACGUUUGACACGGCUUACUUCACGGAUUUGCAGAGCCAGAAGGGGCUGUUCCACUCUGACCAGCAGCUGUUUCACGGCGGAGCCACCGACUCCAUAGUCAACGCUUACGCCGCCAGUCUGUCAACCUUCGCCCACGACUUCGCUAGAGCUAUGGUCAAAAUGGGAAAACUCAGUCCGCUCACCGGCACUAAGGGCCAGAUCAGAAAGAAUUGCGGAAAAGUCAACUCGUGAUUUUUGUUAAUCCGGGACAUAACCAUUCAUUUCAUAUGUUUUAGUGUGCUGCAAUGGAAUAUAUAAACAAAGUUUACACUACAGAAAAAUAACGAGACAGGACCAGCACAAAUAUUUGGCCGGAAUUCGCUAAAAUAUAUAGGGAAUUUGUUACGGUUACACCAAAUCAUGUCAAAUUCGUUUUGUCACGAGUUAUUUGGCAUGCAACUGUUGAUAAAUCCGUGUCAAAUGUGUUUCGAUCCCGUUAUUUUCUAGUAGUGUUAUAUUUGUGAUGAAUGAAGUAAAUUAUAAGUAAUAAUAAAGCAGUGUCAUCACUCGGAGUGGGUGAUGUGUGUGGGACUAAAAUAAUAGUUCCCAUGUUCGCUAUUGCAUGUAACUGAAUAUGUAAUUUAUUUAUGUAUUACUCAAUCAUACUUCUUAUUUAAUUUGUAUUGAAAUUCUGGAUUCGAAUCAAUUAAUUAAGUUCACUGUUUGGUAUUUGGAAGUUGC